AUGGCCUGCAACCGGUACUUCAAAUCGUGCAACGGAUUGUAAAGGGAAUCACGACAUUUCCAAUACCGAACAUUUAAGUCCACAGUAAUGCCAACAAACGACAUACAACUGCUGAGUUCAACAGCAACAACAACACCAAAUGAAAGGCUUGUAACGGGCCGAGCUGACAGUCGACAUUAACUGUAAAUACCGAAACACUCAAGGCAAUUGUUUCGGAAGAUACGCUAAAGAGCGGCUUCAAAGUGAUCAUUGGCCGCGGUACAAAGCAGGUGCCCUACAACAUAGUAAACCGUGCCGUUAUGUGUAUGUGGCAACAAACGGAUACAAUACCAACGACAACAUAAUCAUUGUGAAUGUCAAACAGAGAUAUCAAUUGCAAGUCGAGAGUUGCCAGUCGUAUAACAAUUAUUGCGAAGUCGCGUGGGCUUUCCGCACUUAAACGUUGCUCGGAGCAAGUACAGCUAAACCAACACCAACAAGUAACAACAACGAAAACAACAAAUCUUAGCGAGUCACCAUAGCAGCGCGAUGAGUGUGGACGUGGCAAUAAGCAGGCAGUAUAGUGAAAUCACUACAACAACAUCAUCCUCAACUACAAAAACAACAGAUAAAGACACAGUUGCAACCAAAGCAACGCAAUCGUCGGCAUGGACAGCGCUUCGCUGGCCGAUUGGUUUAUGCGAAAUCGGCGAAUCUACGACAGCAACAACAACAACAAAUUGCAUGGCUACAACAAAAGCUUUACAGUCAAAGCGAGUUGAUAGCAACACUUGCCGACAGCAAUGUGAUGAAGAUGACCACAACAACAACAAAAACAGCAAAAACAAGAGCAAAGACAUGAAUAUCCCCUCAGCGCAACGAGCAGCAAGCCAAAAGCGAAGGCGAAUACAGCAACACAUACAGUUAGGCCAACACUGUGGCAUCCACAUGCAACGCCGGCAACAGCAACAAUCCCAACAACAACAUUGGCGGCAUUAUCUGCUGCAGCCACUACAACGAUGCGCAUUCUCCAAAGACGAUGAUGCCUGUUGGAGCGCCAGCUUUUCCACGAUUCUAAAGCAACAACAACAAUGGCUGCGCGUUUGCCUUGUGCUCGUCAUUUGCCUGUCACUGCCCUCAGCAACGAAUACAAAACCUCAGACCUCAGCAACAGCGCCAACGACACUUGUCACGGAACCAACAUUGAGAGCUACACUAACAACAACAGAAAUAGUAAUAGCAACAUCAAAGCCAGCAGCCACAAUCAGCCAAACGGCGCAGUCGCCAUCUCCACCGCCGCCGCCGUCGGCAACUGAGAGUGAUGACAACAUUGUGACCAACGAAACUACCAACUUCACGUACACGCACAACACCACAAACAACGCUAUCGGAAAUGUCAUCAUUCCCUCAACCAAGCUCAGCGUAAAUUCAACGACCGCAUCAAAAGCUCUGGUGCAGACGUUGGCGGCGCUCACGGUGGGUGCGUUGACAGUGUCAACAGCAUUGCCGGCGGCUACGCAAACAUUCACAUCCUCAUCGCUGUCAUCAGCAGCAGCAACAACAGCACGGCAAACACACGACACAACUAGAGCGGCAACAACAAUGUUUGACUACGCCGUCAAUGCGUUGGCGGAAGCGGAGGGCAGCGGAGAUGACAAGCCCGAUACGCAAACGGCAUGGAAUGCGCACUUCGUCAAUGGCAUGCUGCAUGACAUUGAAACAACAACAACGUCAAAUGAAUCACCAACAGCUAAAUAUCACGGCAGCAACAAUAAUAUCAUUCGCAAUGCGCCCAGUGGGAGCAACACUUUGUGUAGCAUGCAGCAACACAGUCCCAUAAAUGCUAACACCGACACCAGCAACAACAACUACGCAAGCGUAGACGCAGGCUUGAGCAGGAUUCGUCACCAUCGCGUUACACGUUCCGUGGGCCAUGGCAGCCCUGGCAGUGUAGGCUUAAGCGGCAGCAGUUUUGGUGCUGUAAGUCAAGGUGUUAGUAGUGGCAGCGGGUUGACGGGGAGCGGUAGCAGUGGCGUUGUUAGCCUCUCGAAUACGCACGAUGGCGAAAGUAAUAAUCAUAACAGUAUCGAAUGUCCUAGUUUCGAUGAGAAUUCGGCGUGUCCAUGCUACAAAUUCGAAGACGGCUUAUUUCUCGAGUGUCCCGGCACGACGGCCAUGUCUUUGCGCAGCACAUUGGAACGCAUCUCGUCGCCGAUACAUUCAUUAUCCAUUUAUGAUUUCGAUCGUUCGGUCACGUCUCUCUCGCAGGAUGUCUUUCAACCAGGUGUCAAUAUAAGGCAUUUGCAAUUUUCACACUCACACUUGGAGACGCUAAAGGAUAACAGUUUGCGGCAUGUACGUGCAACAUUGGAGUCGUUGAGCAUUGUUAAUGGAAAAUUAACACAGAUACCAUCGCGAGCACUCAACGGCAUGCAGAAGAUGAGCGCACUUGAUUUUGAUUAUAAUGAGAUUGUGCGUAUCGAAGACUACAGCUUCUACGGACUGCGUUUGUCGAAGCUCAACAUGAAGGGCAACCAACUGCAGUCAAUACCUGAGCACGCUUUCGUAGGACUGGAGGAGUCCAUACAAGAGAUUGAUCUAUCCGAGAAUGCUUUGCGUACAUUUCCGUUACUCUCUUUACGUAAACUCGAUUACUUGCGUACGUUGCGUCUAUCCAACAACAAGAUCUCUACAUUUUAUGGUGAUAUAACGCUCGCGACGAACAACGCUUCGGCAGCGGCAACGGUGUUACGGCUGCCGUCUUUGAUAUUUCUGGACUUGAGUUCAAAUCAAUUUACGGAUAUUGUGAAUGAUUGUUUUAGCGCCUUUCCACAGUUGAAAACACUUUCGCUGUAUGCGAAUCAGAUAGAACUCGUACAACCGGAUGCGUUCAAGAGUUUGAAGGAGUUAAUGUCGCUCGAUAUGUCACACAAUCGCAUCAUUUCUUUGGAUGCCAAAAUUUUCGAUAAAAACAAACGUCUACAGACUGUAGAUCUUAGUCACAAUCAUGUGCACUCAAUUAGUGGUGUCUUCUCGAAUUUACCGCAAUUACGUGAAGUCUUUCUCUCCGAAAAUAACAUACUCGAAUUGCCUGCAGACGCCUUUACGAAUUCGUCCAAUGUGGAUGUGAUUUAUUUGGAAUCGAAUGCCAUAGCGCACAUCGACCCGAAUGUCUUUAGCACGCUUGUGAAUCUAGAUCAUUUAUAUUUGCGUUCCAACUUCAUACCGUUAGUGCCUGUAACGCUCUUCGAUAAAUGCCAGAAACUCACUUCAUUAUCGCUCGAUAACAAUCAAAUACAAGAUCUCGAGAUCGGCAUGUUUAGGAAGUUGGAAUUUUUACGUGAAGUGCGCUUACAUAACAAUCGUAUACGACGCAUACGCAAGGGUGUGUUCGAGCCCUUACCGGCAUUACAGGAACUACAUGUACAAAAGAACAAUAUCGAGGAUAUCGAACCGGGCGCCUUUCAAAGUCUUACCAAUUUACAGCACAUCAACUUACAAGAUAACCAACUGACCGUGUUGGAAGACAUUUUUCCCAACGACAAGACCAACUCUUCGCUGCUUUCUAUACAGCUAGAGGAGAAUGAGCUGCACAAGAUACACGUGCGCACAUUUCGGCGGCAGGAGCGCAUACAGAUUAUGUGGCUGCGUGACAAUCAGCUGAUUCGCGUAGACAAAAGCAUGUUCGUGGAUCUGCUGAUGCUCGGACGUCUAUACCUUAGCAAUAACAUCAUACGCGACAUCGACAAGGAUACUUUCAGCACGCUGAAACAUUUGAAAUUUCUCGACUUAAGCGGCAAUCGGCUGAAGCAUGUGCGCCGUGAAUACUUUGCACCGCUCGUGAGCUUAGAAGAGCUAAGUCUCUCACAAAACUAUAUUGAAGCGCUGGAAAGUUAUUGCUUCAAUAAAUUGAAGAAUCUACGCGUACUCGAUCUCUCGAACAAUCCUUUGGUACAAUUAACCAAAGAUAUUUUCAUGGAAGAACUACCUUUGACGUUUUUGAAUUUGCGCAACACUUCGCUACGCAAAAUUGAGCUGCACACCUUCAAGGCGCUGCAGAACCUAAAUGAACUCAAUUUGGAGGACAAUCAAUUAAACCCCUCCGAUAUACAUAAACUAGAUGUGCCGAGCUUACGAAGUCUCUACCUCGCGCACAACGAUUUCAGUCACGAGCGUGUGGGUGGCAUAACGGCCGGCAUGUUCGAUAAGAUGCGCUCUCUACAAUUGCUUACGAUGGCCAAUUGCAGUCUCGAUUUAUUACCAGACGAGAUUUUCACUAAGAAUACCAAUCUCGUUAAGCUCGAUCUGUGCGACAACCGCAUUACUGUUAUGAAUCGGAAUAUUUUCAAUGGCCUAAAUGUGUUUAAAGAGUUGAAGUUGUGUCACAAUCAGCUCUCGGAGUUUCCGCACAUUGCGCUAUAUAACUUGAGCACGCUAGAGACCUUGGAUUUGUCACGCAAUCAGCUGACUUCUACAGACUUCUUCAAGCUUAGCGGUACGCUGAAUCUGCGUCAACUAAAUUUGCAUGACAACAAAAUCACUUCGUUGAGCGGUUUCAAUGCGGUGAACCUGACCCAACUCGAUAAUAUUGAUCUUAGCGGCAAUCUUUUAUUAUCUUUGCCUGCGAAUUUUUUGAGACACUCUAUAAAUUUACAGCGUGUAGACUUGUCGAGUAAUCGUUUUCUGCAACUGCCAAGUUCCGCGCUUUCGGACAUCUCCAUACCACGCCUCUCUUGGCUCAAUCUCACUGGCAACCCAAUAAAUAAGAUUUACACAGUGAAAGAGGAGCGUUACCCCUACCUUAAGGAGCUUUACAUCUGCCAAACUAAUCUGUCCAUACUGACUUCCAAAGACUUCGAAGCUUUUCAGGCUUUGCAGCACUUACAUCUGGUUAAUAAUCGCAUCACACGCAUCUCACCUGGCGCCUUCAAAUCACUCACAAAUCUGCUGACAUUGGACAUUAGCAUAAACGAAUUGGAAAUGCUGCCGAAAGAGCGUCUGCAGGGCUUGACAUUGCUGCGUUUUUUAAAUAUUUCACAUAAUAUUCUGAAAGACUUGGAAGAGUUUAGUAGCGAUUUGGCUCAGUUGCAAACUUUUGAUUUGUCCUACAACCAAUUGGAUCGCAUAUCAAAGAAAACCUUUCGAAAUCUGCAUGGGCUCAUGGAAUUGUAUCUAAUGGGCAAUCGUAUGACCGUAUUGUCGAAUGACGCUUUUCGGUACUUGCGUAAGCUACAUGUGCUUGAUCUACGUAAGAACUAUUUCGAACUAGUGCCGAUUGAGGCGCUCAAACCUUUGGAGACUAACAUAAAAACAUUGAAAUUGGAAGAAAAUCCAUUGCAUUGCAGCUGUGAUGCACAAAAGCUGUGGGAAUGGCUGCGCGAUCAUCGAAAAUGGUCCCAAACGAGCGCCGGUGAUGGCAUUAAUUACUUAAGGUGCGAACAUCCAGUGGACUUGAGGGGCAAAGUGUUUGCUAAAAUGGAGCCACAACAAUUUUGUGAUGCACCGUUGAUACCGAAAAUCGCCAUACAGGAUAUCCAGCCAUAUUCGGUGGUCGUUUCGUGGUUGAGUCGUGAGCAUUUGGGUUUAACUGGCUAUGAAAUAGUAUAUUACGCGACCACAGAUGGCAUUGAUUACGAUGAGAUGCGUGGCAAACGUCUCAACGGCACCGCAAACUCAGCCAAAUUAACAAAGUUGAAUGCGAAUACACGCUACCACAUCUGCGUCAUUGGCACCGGUAAUUGGUUGUCCGAGCCGGCGGCGAAUGCGCUGCAAAGGAUACACUUUAACGAUACGGUGCUAAUGUUACGCGACGAGGCAGCCGCAAGUGCCGGCAACUACAUCGCAGGCCAACAACAGCAACACUACUAUUACGACCAACAGCAACAACAACAACAGCAGCAGCAAUCCGAAUAUUAUCAGCAAUAUUUUCACACGUAUCAACAGCCGCACGACCAGCAGCAAUUAUUUACGCAAGCCGAGCCGCAACAACAACAGGCGCUAAUCGAGAAUACCGUCGUCACGGACAAUGCGCUGCGGGACGUACUGAAAAAUACGCACAUCACCACUUGUACCGACGUACAAACACUGGACUCGACACCGAGUCUAGUGACCGACGAGAACGGGCUUUCCAGCAACGGCUUCAUACACUCGAUAUUAACGCGGCGCCUCGGUCUCAUUGUCGGCUGUUGCCUGGGCAUCAUUGUGUUUAUUGUCAUGAUUUCAGUGUUGAGUUAUGUGAAACUGAAGAAGCAACGCAUUGAGAAUGCUAAAAGACAAGCCGCCAUGCCACCCGAAUACAUUUCGUAUCGACACUUCUCCAUACCUAAUGAGGAGCUGGUGCGCGCCUCAGUAGUCGGUGGCGCUACCACGACAAUUUCGAGUGUACCAAGCGGCAUAAGUGCACACAUCAGCGGCACCAGCCUGAGCACCAGCGCCACAGCCACCACGGCAACUACGCCACUGGGAACUACUGGCAGCAAUGGCACUGACAGUAAGGGCGUCGGUGGUGGCGGCGCAGUGACAUCCGCUACCAACACACUGAAGAAGAGUGAAGUCAACGCCAACUUAACAGGCGUGAGUGGUGUGAGCGUCGGUGUGAGUGUCGGUGUGGGGAUGGUUAUUGCCGAAGGCAAUGGCUUGGUGAAUUUGACCUCAACGGGCACAAAAGCAACGAGCAAUGAUGUCAGCGGCACAACGACAUCAGUGGACGCAACAGCGACAGCGACAGCGAACAACCAUAAUCACCAUGCACAUCAGCAGCAGCACCAGCAAUUGCGGCUACAGCAUCAACACCAGCACCAGCUACAGCGCCAGCAACAGCAGGCGGGCAAUCACCAUCAUCAUGUUGUGGGCAAUAGCGGUGUGGGCUAUAUGUCGUCGGGCGUUGUUUUGGGCGCGAAUCACUUGAAUGCCUGUUAGUUGCGGCACCGCGCUUGCCACACCGCCGCAAACGAUGUCACGAAGCUCCCUUUCGGCCAUAAAGUUACGAGUAUUUUUAAGGUCCUCUUAAAACAGACACAAUCGCGUAUACUCGUGCAUACAUGCAUGCAUGCAUACAUACAUACAUAUAUAGCUUGUAGGCGAAGACACCUUAGGCUAAGCAUAACUGUAAAUAUGAUAAUGUGGAAAGAAGUGACUUGUUAAUGAAAAGUAUGCAAAUCGAGGCAACGCAAGCGAUAAAGCAGUUAUGAACUUGCAAAGCAGGACAUCGUAGUUGUGCCUGUAAUUGGUGUUGUGUUAUGUGGUGCUAUGCUAUGUGGAACUAUGGUAUGCGGUGUCAUGCUAUGCUGUGUGGUACUGUGCCACACUAAGCUAAGCUGCGCUCUGCCAUGCCGUAUCAUGCGUUGCUAUGCUGGACUAUGCUAUGCUAUAACAUGCCAUGCGCUGCGUUGCCGCUUAGAGUGUAUAAAUACAUAUGUUUCUAAUGACAUUGUUAGUUGUAUUUAGCUUAGCUAUAAUGUGUUAGGCCACCUAAUUUAAGUUUAGAUUUAUAUUAGAUAGGCUGAUAUUGGAACUCUUAUUAUUUGUUGUACUUCUACAGAAGACUUUUAAUCAAAGACACUCAUCAAUAAUGCGCACACAAUAAUUCAACACACACAACUAACAUUAGCUUGAUGCUAAAUAUACAUAAAAUAUUAUAAUUGAAUUUCGAAAAAAUGAAGAUAUAAUCACUUCUGAAGUAAUUAUGUGGCUUAUAUGAGAACUUAGUGUAAAAUAAAUACUUUUUGGGAUAUUUUGUAGUUACAUGUAUAUUUAACGUAAAUUUUACAUAUCUUGCCUUUAUAUUGCACUAUACUUUGCGUAAUCAAAAAAGUUAGGUUAUAUUAAAAAAUAAGUUGAAGAUUAUGGCAGUAACUGUAUUAGCUAGCACGGCCUUACGGAAAAUUUGUAUUAUUUGUCAUGAAGGAAGACUAUAUUAAUUUUCUUUAUAAAUGUGUAGAGCAUCUAUCUUCAUCUUAUCUUCAUCUUCAUCUUCUUCAGUUAGCUGUUACUUCCGAGUGUACGAAAAUUUUAAGAAAGUUUUGCAGAGUGUAAUUUUUAAUCCAAAAGUUUAUUUGAAGCUCGAUUUAUCUUCUUUAUAAUAUAUUAAAUUAUAUAAGAAAUAUUAAUUUUCAUAGUUCAUAUAGUUAUUUCAAAGCAUAUCGAUAAAAUUUGAUAAACUUCUUAAUAUUUUAGGUUUUAUUUAAUUUUGAAAAAUUAUUUCCUAAAAUAUUUAUAUAUUUAUUGCCUUCUUACAAUAAACUUUCUAAACUUUCUUGUCAAAAAUAAAUAAUUAUUUUUAAUUAUAAAUUACUACGCUUUACGCUAAUUUUCGUACUAAGAGCGCGUGCUUUCGAAGGUAAAUUUUAUAAUGCAUUCAAAAAUAUUUUUCAAGAAUUUUCGAAAAUAAACAAUACUCGCUGUAAAAUGUAUAACUUUCAAGUUGAUUUUCAAUAUUAUUCGUUACAGUAACAUUAGGCUUACAAAAAAUUUUACCUAAUUCAAUAACAAUGAUUAUGGCUCUGAAGUUGACUUCGAAAAUCAUUAUGAGGUGAUUCCAAAAUUUUUGUAUACCUUAGAUCGAUUUCUUUCAUAUUUUGCCAAUAAUUGUUUAACCUCAUAGACAUUUUAUUGUCUUCGAUUGAACUUGUUUAACUCAAAUUAUACACCAUAGUUCCCUCAUAUUUUUUAAAUGCAUUUCCAAAAUUUAAUUUCAAAAAUUUAGAUAUUCAGCCAAAUUCCGAAUCAUUCCCUAGCUUUGGAGAAGUUAUGUAAAAUUUACAGUUCUAGACCUUGUAAAAUAAAAUACUUCAUGAGCAAAUAUACGAAGCAUAAUUAUGACAUCAGCGAAAAAGUUAAUUUCCGAGCACUAUAUACAAAAAAUGUUGAAAUUGUAUUUCUAGAAAAACACUUGAUUUGUAUGCUCAAAGUAAAUAUGAUUUAAUUUUAUUAAAAUUUUAAAUUAAAUGCAAAUCAUACACUUGAGAACAAUAUAAAACUACAUUUGCGAUGAAGUUGCGACUAUGAUCGGCACAAGUUUAUAAACACGGCCAUUGCCAGGCGCACCAUGUUGUUUUUGCUCUCUACAAAGUUGGAUGACAAAAAACGAAUGUAAAAAUUGUUUUAAUUCUCAGUAUAAUCUGAAAUUAAAAUCACAUCUAAAGUAGAUACUAAACCUCUGAGCUUAAUGCGAACCAAGGUUGCAAAUAAUGCUUUACGAAAAUAAUUGAAUUAACAUUUGAAUUAAAUUGUUUUUAUUUUGGAAUCCCGAAAAUCUUAUAUAAAAAUAAAUUUCCCAUUUUUAAUCUCAAAUAACAGAAUUAAAAAUUAAAAAUAAAUUUUUCGUACCAAAUAUCAGAUUGAAAAAAUUGUUCAUCACAAAUUAAUAAUAAAAAAUUUUAAAAAUUUUGUUUUUUGAAUAUUAAACUAUUUCGCGUUUGUGUAUUUCGUGUUAUGCCAUUUCAUCAAUUUUACAUCGGACUUAGAAAUUAAAAUUCUAGUUUUUAAUCGAAAAUUGUUUAGAAAAAAAUUCACAAUCCUGCUUCAAGGUAGUAGAUUUCCAACUUUCAAAGUUACUUCCAUAAAAGUUAGUCAAGUUUUUUCUCACCAAAAAUUUUCAAAAGAUUCAUGGCAGAAAAUAGGUGUUCGCAUGCUGCUUGUUGCUAAAAUUCUUAUAUUGUACAUGUUUCUUGAACAUAAAAUAAUGAAAAUAUCAAAAAAGUAUAAACAAAUUGAAUAUUUUGAAUGAACAUCAUUUAGUUAAACUAGAUUGCUAAUUAUUCGCUAAUUUGUAAAUUCACUGAUAUUAAUUUUGAAUAAUCCCUCUUACUUGUAUUCAUGAAAAUUUUCAGGCUCAAGUUAAACAAAUUACUUGUAUUGUAAAAAAUAGUCAAGAUAUUUCACAAUUAGUAAAAACUAGGUUAGUGAAUACUUUUAGUUAUAGAACAUAAAAACAAGAUUUUUGAAAAUCAUUGUAAAUACCAGUUCCACAACUCGUUUAUACCCAAUAAUUAAGAUAACCUAAAAAAGAGAUAAAAAAUAUUGUAAUACUAAAUAAUGACAUAAAUAAUUUACGUUUUUAUAGUGUGAGAGCUUAUUAUUGAAAGUUAUUUUCUUUUACUCGAUUUUAUACCACAGAAUUACGUAAAAAUCGAAUGCUCGAUAAGUAAUUUCACGGUUAAGCAAAACCCAUAAGCCGCUUGAGAAUUUUAAAACUUUUUUGAUUUUAAGAAAUUUCAUCACUUCAGUCCAAGAACUUUGAUAUUUCAGGAAUUGAUCCUAAAUAAGAUCCUGUACACAAGGUUCCAAAAAAAUUGAAAACUACCCUGCAUUAGCGUCAAACAAUCCGAAAAAUACUAAUGUCCUAAUAGAAAAUUCCAAACAAAACGGAACUAGUUAGAGAAACAUUAAAAUGAUACUAGUUAAAAACUCUUUUAUUUCGAGGUGACCAUAAACUAGUGCACAAAAUUACCAGAUCUGCAACUUGCAUAAAAGGGCAACUUACUAAACUUCAUAAACAGUUUUGUUGCUGUGUAUUUUUGGCUAUAUUUCUUACUUUUUUAAAUACAAAACAUAAUUUUUAAUCAAUGAAGCGUGCAUAUAUUAUUAAAGCAUAACUAAUUAUCAAUAGAAAUAGUGACUGAAAUGGAACUAGUUAGAGAAAGGUCUGAGAAAGAACAGUCCACAGUUAUAUUCCCUGAUAAUGAACCAUGGUGAAAAUGAAGGGUUUUUGUGCAUUUAUGGUUUCAUUCUAUAGUGUUUCUUAUUUUCUUAAAAUCCAAACAGAAAUCACAAGAGUCCAAAGUGUUUUUAAGUAUUUUUAGUUAAUGUAGACUUUUUUUUUUGAGUGGCAGGACUAUGCAAUACAAAGAAACAAAAAAUAGGAAUAAUAUAUUUGUCUAAUUAGUGCAGCUUACGGUUGAUACUAUGUACCUACUGGGUGGUUCACAUUUAGUUCCAGAUUGAUCUAUAAUUAAUUACAGGGUGUAGACUACAAUUAAUCCUAUGCUAGUAUAUAUAACUAGUUUUAGGUUUGUAUACAACUAGUUGCUGAGGAACUUAAACUAGUUACACGGAAAUUGCAACUAGUGCCAAGAUAGUAAACAACUAGCUAUGGUGUUCCACCACUAGAUCGUGGAGGAUCUACAACUAGUUUCAGCAUAGAACGCAAUCAGUUGUGUCAGAGUGUUCUAUCACUAAAUUAUGGUUAUACUAGUUCCCGUCUAGUUCACAACUAGUUCUUUUCAAAAAUAUUUAACAGACCUUUUUUCACACUCAACACACAUACAUAUUUAACAUGUAAUAAUUUAAGGUCGAAAUUUUAAUGCUGAGCAGGCCACAAUAAGCCUAAAAAUUAAUAUAAUAAAAAUAAAAAUAAUAAUAACAACUAGAUAAUAGAUUAAAAUUAAUUUAAUAAUUAAUUAAUUAGAUGCAAAUAAAAUUUCAAAAAUUAAAUAAUAAUAAUAACAUAGAAAACGAAAUAACACUCAAAGAGUUUCACUUGUAAAACGAACAUUUGAAUGGAAAUUCUUUUACAUUUAAGUUAGAUUAAAAAAAUAAAUAAAUAUAUUGAAAACUAACCUUAGUAAAAGAGAAAAAAUCGAAAACUUUAUGAAUUCUGCAAAUAUAACACAACCAACAACUGAACGAAAAUAAUACGCAUUAAAUCAAAAUCGAAAUAAUAUAGGAAAAUAAAUUACUGCUGAAAACACACACACACAACGUGACAUAAACACACACACAUACAAGCAGAUUUAGGUGAAUACAUGCACACAAAUAAACUAAAUAUAUAUAUAUAUAAAUGAGCGAGUUAAGGCGAUCCUAUGCGCUUCUGUAGCAGCAAAGCUAAACAUAAAAUAAACAAAUAAAUCAAAAAGGGUAAAUGAAAUAUUAAAAACAACAACAACAACUUGUGUAGCCAGUCUAUAAGAAAUAGCAAAUCAAAGUUGCACGAGCAAAUAUGAAUUUCAGCAGUUUGCACAAUAGUUAAACAAACAUACACAUAACAUAGCAUAGCAUAAGCACUUGCGAUCGACCAUUCAUUCUUUUUUGAUAUGCGAAAAUAUUCGACUUUUGUUUUUAUGCUAUCUUGAAGACUAACAAUGCAUAAAUUCUCUUUAUAAUACAAAACAAGUCUUACCAGAAUAAAAUAAUAAUAAAACCGCAAAAUGAAUUUAUAGAGAAGCAGACGAAUGCGGUGAAUAUGAAAAAUGUUUGACUGCAAGGCAGGCAGAAAAACAAAAAAAAAAUGUAGUAAUAAAAUAACUAACUGUAUAAGCCGUAAGUACGAAGUAAAAUAAAAUUGAUAAAAUGCAAUGCCAAAUAGAGUACAUACAUAUGUUCUAAGAAACAAAUCAACACACAUACACACCCAAGUAUGUAUGUAUAUGUAGUUAUAUGGGUUGCACAGCACGCAACAACAACAUAAAUGCAAGUAAACCAACAUACAAAAUGAAAAUCAAAAGUAAUAAUAAAGAAAAUUUAUAGCAUAAGUAUAAGUGAAAAUGCUGCAUUAAAGAGGAAAUUAUAAAUAAAGAAAUUAUUAUACAAAAAUAUAAA
Bactrocera oleae (olive fruit fly) is the source of this 12516-nucleotide messenger RNA. RefSeq lists its product as uncharacterized. Lineage: Eukaryota; Metazoa; Arthropoda; Insecta; Diptera; Tephritidae. The record is from RefSeq and is a predicted model, not a curated record. Gene Ontology annotation, molecular function: protein binding.